Molecule: messenger RNA, 1318 nt
Organism: Brassica rapa (field mustard)
Lineage: Eukaryota; Viridiplantae; Streptophyta; Magnoliopsida; Brassicales; Brassicaceae
Biological process (GO): protein neddylation
Cellular component (GO): ubiquitin ligase complex
Molecular function (GO): ubiquitin conjugating enzyme binding; cullin family protein binding; ubiquitin-like protein binding
Source: RefSeq, a predicted model, not a curated record
AAUCAUUAUAAUAACUCUAAGUCAAACUGUUGAUUCAACUUUUAAUAGGUCUUUGAGUUUAUGUUCAGUUAGACUCUUAAUGGGCCGUGAGUUUGGGUUCGAUUAGACUUUCAGUGGGCUUUUUGGCGAUAAAUUAGCUAUUUAAAUUUUGUUCUGGUUUCGUCUUUUAGUAAUUUAAACUUUUUGCUGCUUGUGUGGGAUUUGGCUUUCGAGUUUUCGAUCGCCCUGGAGCUCGAGAGAAUCCAUGGAUUCUUCGCCUGUGUCUGGUCGCCUCGAUAUAUUCGAAAUAUACCGCAGAUUCUGUGAGAUUAGAUCAAGUCAAGGUCUGUGUAAUAAUAUCUAUAAACCUCCCUACGAGGAGGCAUCAUCACAAAGAGCUAACUAUCUUAAAGAAGCAUUGACUCAGCUCUUAACCCUUGUCGAGAACAAGUUUCAACCAAGAAACUCCAUCUUUGAUGAGUUGUUCAAGUUGAUGUCACGCCUAGACUUAAUGGUGGACUUCUCGGAGUUUAGACGCUUUUAUGAUUUUGUUUUCUUCAUGUGCCGUGAGAAUGGGCAGAAGAGUAUUACUGUAGGCAGAGCUAUUACCGCAUGGAAACUGGUUUUGGUUGGGAGAUUUAGGUUACUUAACCACUUGUGUAAAAACCAACGGCACAAUAUUACAGAAGAUACUUGGCAACAAGUCUUGGUGUUUAGUCGUUGUGUACAUGAGAAUCUUGAAGGAUAUGACUCCCAAGGUGCUUCGCCUGUCCUCAUCGAUGAGUUUGUUGAGCAGAUGUACAGCAUUCUAGGACCGAGAAAGAACACUAGCUUGUCAUGUAACUGUGGUGACAGAGAAUCUGAAUCAUGUCUUUAUGAAGAUCCUCUUUCAGAUGAGCAUCACAAGGAUUUUCGCCGCUGCAACACGGGUUUAAGAAGUGUUCCAGGCUUAAAGAGAAAAACAUCUAAAGACUACGAUGAAGAAGAAGUAUCAGAAAAUGAAUACGCUUUUUCUUCUCCAAACAUGAAACGGAUAAGAUCCGAAGACAGUCCAGGAUGUUCAUCCAAGACUCAUUGUGCGAUUGAGAGAAGUCUAUCACAAGGGUUUGCGAGUCUUUUAUCGACUGGAGAUGAGUCUUGAAACACAAAGACACCAUCCCGCAUAAGCACAGGUUAUAUACAAAACAAAAGAGGUCCCAAGUUGACGUUUAGUUCUUAUUUGUUGUAAGCUUAUAUGACAUUUGCUUACCCAAUCGAUUAAAAAAUUGAUUUUAUUUUUGUUUGGUUGCAAAUUUAGUUGAUUUGAAAUGCUACUAAUCAGAUGAAUUUUAUUGUGCAA